AUGAAGAUAGCCGUCAUCUUAAUUCUGGUGGGUUUCAUCAUUGUAGGGAUGACCACUGCCUGUGAUCUGUCUUCUCCCAAACCAUUCAAAAAGCCUGGAACUUGUCCCAAGGUGCCAACAGGAGGUUUUGGAAAUCAUGUUAAUGAAUGUUCAGGAGAUGAAUCAUGUCCCUAUGACCAGAAGUGCUGCAAUAUUCGCCAUCGCCCAGCCAGAGCCAACAUGAAGACAGCCUCAGUCUUGCUUCUGGUGGCUUUGAUCGCCGUGGGAAUGAACAUUACCUAUGCUCGGUUUUCUCCCACAAAAUUAGAAAAACCUGGAAAGUGUCCCAAGAAUCCCCCAAGAACUAUUGGCACUUGUGUUGAAUUAUGCUCAGGAGAUCAAUCGUGCCCCAACAUACAGAAGUGCUGUUCCAAUGGCUGUGGUCAUGUUUGCAAACAUCCUGUCUUUUAAGUUACUAACAGCGAUGUGGAAUAUGGAUUUGAUCUUCAUAAGCACGACUGAUAGCCAGCCCCAGAAGAUUUCUUCUGAACCCCUAGAGCCCGUGCUUGGCUCCUCCCUUGUCCUAGAAUUGCAUCCUUGGAAGAGGAAGAUCUAUACUGUGAUGACAGCUUCCUAAUGUGUUUGUGUCCACAAAUAAACUCUCCUUAGCAUUC
Messenger RNA from Rattus rattus (black rat), 653 nucleotides. Its product is annotated as WAP four-disulfide core domain protein 5-like. Bases 1 to 450 code for a protein of 149 amino acids. The record is from RefSeq and is a predicted model, not a curated record. Gene Ontology annotation, cellular component: extracellular region. Gene Ontology annotation, molecular function: peptidase inhibitor activity. The transcript is spliced from 5 exons. Lineage: Eukaryota; Metazoa; Chordata; Mammalia; Rodentia; Muridae. Gene Ontology annotation, biological process: antibacterial humoral response; innate immune response.